Phytophthora nicotianae INRA-310 is the source of this 279-nucleotide messenger RNA. RefSeq lists its product as hypothetical. Bases 1 to 279 code for a protein of 92 amino acids. NCBI's taxonomy places the organism in Eukaryota, Oomycota, Peronosporomycetes, Peronosporales, Peronosporaceae. The record is from RefSeq and is a predicted model, not a curated record. The transcript has a single exon.
AUGAACCCCAUUGAUCGGCUCCAAGCUUCAGUGAACCACUGCAUCUCGCUUCUCAUUGCUAUGCGCCGCCAUCUCGAGGUCGUUGAGCGACUCCUUGCCUUUCACGUGCAGCGGGUGCAAGAGCUGGAUGAUGAAGCGCGUCGACUGGAUAACUACCCGGAUGGAUCGCAAUCAACGCAUGAAGACUCAAAUAACUCUGGCGACUCAUCAUAUGACGAAUACGAGACUGAGACCGAAUCCGAUGCACCGGGAUAUUUUCCACGGUCUCACUUCGCCUAA